AUGGUUAUGGAAAAUAAGUCACCGUUUGAAAAGUUUCCUCAGGUGUACGUUCAGACGCCGCUGAUUGAGAGUAUUUCCAUGCGUCAGUAUGCUGCUGGUCAUCGAAUUUUCAUCAAAGCAGAAAACUGCCAACCAUCUGGAAGCUUCAAGUUAAGAGGCAUUUCAGCUCAGGUGAAAGAUGCUAAAGUCAAUGGGUACACUAAAAUAGUGAUGGCAUCAGAUGGAAAUGCCGGUCUGGCGGCUGCCUACUCAGCACUGCAGCUGUCAAUGGACUGCCACAUUGUCGCCCCUCACAAGACGCCCAAAUCGACAGUUGACAGCAUGAAACAGUUUGGCGCCACUGUGGAGAUAUUCAGCGAUUCGGAGACAGAAGUGGCGGAGAGGGCUCAACUCUUCGCCAAGCUGAACACUUCUGCGCUGAUUGAGGCCAGUGACAGCAAGCUCGCCUGGCGUGCCAACUCGCUCAUCAUCGAAGAAGUAGCCAGUGACCUGGGAGCCGGUGUGGUUCCCUCGCUCAUCGUCGCCAACUGCGGCGGCGGUGGGCUAGUGUGCGGUCUGGUGGAGGGCAUUCGCAAGCGUGGCUGGGAGCAAAAGACAAAAAUACUGGUCAUGGAAACGACCGGCACCGGUUCCUUUAAUGCCAUGGUUCGGGCGCAGGGAAAGUGCGUCAAGCUGGAGCCAAACAGCAUGCACUCCAGCAUUGCCUGCUCUCUGAAGGAGCCACAAGUCAUUGAGAAGGUGUCGCAGUGCUUUCUCGAAUCAAAGCCACCCCUCUUGUCGCGUUUGGUGGCUGAUAAGGACGCCGUGGCCGCCUGCCUACGCUUUGCCAAUGAUCAUCGAUUUUUAGUCGGUCCGGCCUGCGGCACUACACUGGCGGCAGUGUACGGCGGUGUAGUAAAGCGAUUACUCACUAACGAUGAAUCGGAACACGAGACGAUUUUUGAUAGGAUCGAUCAUGAGGACUUCAACCACGGCAACGAUGGCCCAGUUGUUGUCAUCGUCGACGGCGGUGCGGAGAUAUCACUUGAAGUACUUGCCGAAUAUAAACGACAGUUUGCCCUCUAA
This is a messenger RNA of Rhagoletis zephyria (snowberry fruit fly), 1065 nucleotides long. NCBI's taxonomy places the organism in Eukaryota, Metazoa, Arthropoda, Insecta, Diptera, Tephritidae. The record is from RefSeq and is a predicted model, not a curated record.